ACAACGAAGCAGAAUAUGAGGCCCUCAUUGGAGGAAUCCAGAUUGCCCUAUUCAUGAAGAUAAAGCACAUUCGCCUUAAAUCCGAUUCAAAAAUUGGCCAUCGGGCAGCUAAAAGGAGAAAUGGAGGCCAAGGAAGGAAGGUUGAAGAAGUCCAGGGACUGCGCCAGGACUCUACUUGGACAAUUUGAGUCCUAUGAGCUCAUAUAUGUUCCAAGAGAAGAGAAUGAAGAGGCGGAUAUGCUUGCUAAAUUAUGUAGGACCAUUCCCAUCCACAUGGAGGGUAUGGUAAGGCAGCACGAGAGGAUCUGUCCUGUUUGGGAAGAGGCGGUCCCUGUCCUUGAGAUAUCCGGUCCAGGUACAACUUGGAUGAGCCCCCUGAUCACAUACCUUGAAAAGGGAGAGCUCCCUAUUGACCCCAAGGAGGCCCGCAGAGUUCAAUUAAUGGCUCCCAAAUAUCAAAUGGAUGAGGAAAAAUUGUAUAAAAGGACCUUGGGGGGGCCGAUGCUCAAGUGCUUGAGUGAGAGAGAAGCGAGAAGAAUAUUGGAAGAAGUACACCAAGGAGUCUGUUCUGCCCAUCAAGGUGCCCUUACUCUAGCCAGAAAGGUGAUACUUCAGGGGUUCUAUUGGCCCACUUUGAAGAAGGAUGCACUGGAGUUGGUGAGGAAGUGCCCAACUUGCCAAGCAUUUGCACCAAUCCCUGGACGCCCAUCCACCUUUUACACCCCUGUCACUACAGCCAUCCCUUUUGCUAGAUGGGGGUUGGACUUGGUGGGUCCUUUUAUCCAAGGGGCUGGAAGGAAGAAAUUUGCCAUUGUGGCGAUAGAUUACUUUACCAAGUGGGUCGAAGCAGAGGCCCUUGUGAAGAUCACAAAGGAGAACUGGCGAGAGACUCCCUUUGCCUUGGCUUAUGGCUUUGAGGCAAAGGUACCUACCAAGGUCUUGGUCCCUAGCACGAGGGUGGAAGCAUACACUCCAAGCCUCAAUGAGCAAUUGAUGGAAGUGGACUCCCAUUUCACUCAAGAAAGGAGGGACGACGCGGCAAUGAAGGCGGAAGAGUACCAACGGCAAUCCAAGAGGGCGAGGGAGAGGAACGGAGGAAAGAAGGCUCUGGUCCCAUGGGUCCUGGGACGCCUGGAAACUUCAGCCAAGGAUCUAGUCCAUCAGAGUAAGGCUCCAGUCCACGAUAAAAUUUUUCUUGGACCUCCAAACCUCCACGAUAGAAACCCCGGCCAUAGUCUGAAAUGCGAUCGGCCUCCAUCCGAGCCAUAUGUCCCUCAUAUGUAAGACGCUCGUUCUCGAGCGAGCGGCGGGCCUCAUCAAGGGAACUCCGAGCUGAACGCCUCUCCUCCAUAAGGGUCAGGUUUAGCUCGUUGACCC
This is a messenger RNA of Cuscuta campestris, 1377 nucleotides long. NCBI's taxonomy places the organism in Eukaryota, Viridiplantae, Streptophyta, Magnoliopsida, Solanales, Convolvulaceae. The record is from the annotation of a GenBank genome assembly.